Salvia miltiorrhiza (redroot sage) is the source of this 1159-nucleotide messenger RNA. RefSeq names its product putative RING-H2 finger protein ATL21A. The transcript is spliced from 2 exons. Gene Ontology annotation, molecular function: polysaccharide binding. The coding region runs from base 252 to 959 and encodes 235 amino acids. NCBI's taxonomy places the organism in Eukaryota, Viridiplantae, Streptophyta, Magnoliopsida, Lamiales, Lamiaceae. The record is from RefSeq and is a predicted model, not a curated record.
CUGAUUUCUGAAAAUAAGUUAAGUAGGAUUAAAUUGGGUAUCCCAAAGUAUUCUUUUUUCUCCAAAGUCGCCUUAGGCAAUUGGUGAGUAGCUUCUUAGAUAGUCUUAUCUUAUGUAAUAAAGAGACAAAAAAACAAAGUCGUUGGCACAUUGCAAUUUUCCAGACAGCAGUUACCUGAUUCUUUCCUUCCAAUCCUCUCUCUCUCUCUCUCUCUCUCUCUCUGCAACGUAACACACUCAUCAUCUCAUCCAUGGCCAUGGAUGCUUUAAUCUUGUGCUCUCUCCUUGUAUUGAGUCUGACAACAGCUUCUUCAACCUCCUGCAAAGCAACCAAAUGCAGCCUUCUCUCUCCCGAAAUCCGACCCCCCUUCCGAAUCGUGGGGUCUCCAUGCGGCCUCUCUGAAUUCACUCUCUCCUGCGACCUUCAUAACCAAACCACCAUCCGUUUUGACGGCACCGGAGAUCUGGUCGUGAAGGCCAUCUCAUACCACUCCCGCCGCCUCACCCUCGCCGACCCCAACAACUGCGUUCAUCAAGUUUUCUUCAAUCUCGAUCUCUCUCUCACCCCCUUCACCUACUACCAUUCUCUGCAUCGCUACACCUAUCUCAACUGCUCCUCCAAACUCCUCGGAGGAAUUGAGGAGGAGGUUCCAUGUUUAAGCGGCGCUAACCAUCACGUCUACGUUGUGGAGCCGUCUUUCCCGCUGCCGCCUUCUUGCAGCGCCGUCAAAACUGUCGCCAUACCCUUCUCUUACAGCCGUUAUCUCUCUGACGGCAGCUUUGGCCUUGGUUUGACGUGGUCUCCCACUCGGGAGUAUUAUAACUACACAGUAGUAAGCGUAAUGGCGGUGGUGUUGAUUGUUGGGAUGGUGUUGUAUGCAAAAUAUGGUGGCCAACUUAAUCAACAAAAGGGAGAGGAGACGUUGGGAGAAUAUGAAGCUCUCAAGGUUGUGAUUUGAGUUACAUAAUUUAAUUUUGGUACUUUUCUAAUUUAAUGUUUUUUGAGUAGUUUUGAAGACUGGAAUUGGUCGUUUGGGUGUGUCAAUCUAGUAAGGGUUGUUAGGAUGAUGACAUUAGUUGAUGUAGUCAAUCACAUGUAUAUGCAUUAUUUUUGGGGAGUGUAUAUCUUUAAUAGUACUUAUAAAAAUAUUAUCCAAAA